AUGAUGCACUGUACGACGGAUUAUCUAUUUGUUCCACCAUUUAUGGCUUAUCCAACGUCGGAUAUAUCUUACAAUGCUCCAGCGAAUCGUCUCAGUCAAUCACUGCUACAUCUACAUGUUGUUGGAACAACACCUCAGUUUACCUCAAUUUCCGUUGCCGGGAGUCCAAUCUUCUCUAACUACCUACUCAGUGUUCGCCCACAAAAACAAACAAAUCCACCGAUCUCAAGCCCAAAAUCACUGAUCAAACUGCUUAGAGGUUUGCGACUUAGUGAAGAACAACUUGUUUCUAAUAGUUUUCCUCGAUGGAAGAAUGGCGAUAGGACGAAAGCUGUUGUGGUGCCAAGCUUUUUCGAUACUGUGAACGGUCGCAAAGAGUUUAUUCCAGAUGAAGGUAUGUUUCACAGUAUUUGAAA
Molecule: messenger RNA, 416 nt
Organism: Strongylus vulgaris
Lineage: Eukaryota; Metazoa; Nematoda; Chromadorea; Rhabditida; Strongylidae
Source: the annotation of a GenBank genome assembly